CCCGACCAUCCUAACUCAGUCAGUGGGUCCAGAGAGCAAUCAUGUGGUGGGUAUUGAUACUGUAUCAUAUGUAUACACAAUAUAGAUCUUGAUGAUAAGAUGACCUACAUUGAUAUUGUAUACAGCCGAAAACAUCGAACUGUCAGAUCACCAUCCAUGGGCAGGGAGUUUAGCGAGAUAAAAUGGACUUCAGGCCAUACAAACUGGACACUGACAGAGGAGGGAGGAAGUUGAUCGGGCUUCUGUUUCUAUCUGGUAUCUUCCUGGUCUAUUAUUUUUACCAGGAAACAUUUUCCGCUCCCCAAGUUAUCCGUCAUGUACCUAGGCGCUCACCCACUGUUGUCCUACGGAAGCUGCACUGGGCUGGAGUUGGGGACCCGGGCUCAUUGGCGAGCGAUGAUUUGGUCCUCCGUCAGAACUCCACACAAGCUCUAGGCGAUGACGACGACACGGAGUGUAGAGAAGUUUUGAACCAGAAGAAAGACGAGAGAUGUGACUUUGUGAAGCGGACAGACGACUGUCAGAUCGAUGAGGGGUUCUUAGACUACACACAGUUUGUAUACUGUGACUUUGGCUAUGCUGGACAUAUAGAAGUGUUACCCAUGAUCCUUCUGUUUCUGUGGUGGAUAUUCCUGUUCAUAGGCCUUGCUGUCACUGCUGAUGACUUUAUGAAUGUCUCUGUUUGUUUCAGCUUCUGCCCGGCCUUAUCAGUGAUCUCAGAGACCAUGCACCUCAGUCACAAUGUAGCUGGUGUUACUUUCCUGGCGUUUGGUAAUGGUGCUCCUGACAUUUUCUCUGCUAUUGCUGCCAUUGGUAAUGCCAAGAAUGGUGACGCUGGAUUGGCUAUCGGAGCAUUGUUUGGUGCUGGUGUGUUUGUGACGACGGUUGUUGCUGGAUCCAUUGCCGUCAUCUGUCCAUUCCAGGCGAUGCAGCGUCCAUUUCUCAGGGAUGUGAUAUUUUACCUCGCUGCUGCCUUCUGGAGCUUCACCAUUCUGUGGAAGAAGGAGAUCAAGAAAAUAGAGGCUAUAGGUUUUAUACUGAUGUAUGUUGUCUAUGUACUGGUGGUAGUGUUUGGACGCUAUAUUUACCAGAAGUACAAGACGGCAGUUCCCUUACAAAAUGGUGAGGUGAGGGAUGAAGAGGAGGAUCCAUUUGAAACACUUCCGAGUAAGCAUGGCAGCUCAGUUGUGCCAACAUUCAUGUUCUAUAGCGAAAUGAGAAAAAAUUACAUCCAUGUUAAAAUUACUUUUACCACAGAGCGGGACCCUCUCCUAGAAGACAGAAUAAACCGGUCUGUAGAGGAAGAGGAUGGCGCAGAAGAGAAAGGUGCAUUUCGGGAGUUCCUAGCAGCCAUUAACCCCAUAGACAAAGACAAGUGGUCCCAAAUGAAAAUAUACUCAAAAGUUUAUGAGGUUUUCAAGGCCCCAAUUAUGUUCCUACUCAUCAUCACAGUGCCUGUAGUAGACAAAGAAGAAGACAAACAUAAGUGGAACCGAUACCUCAAUUCACUGCAGUGUUUCACUGGACUACUGUUUUCUUCUCUGGCUACCAAAGUUGGCUUUGAAACAAUCGGCGGCACAUUCCCACUGUGGGCACUCGGCCUCAUCAUAGGGGCCGGCCUGUCACUUCUUGUGUUUUGUACCUCAAAGGAUGAUGUACAACCUAGAUAUCAUGCAGUAUUUGCCUAUCUUGGAUUCCUUGUUGCCUGUAUAUGGAUUUACUCGGUUGCCAAUGAAAUCGUCAACAUUCUUCAGACGUUUGGGAUCGCACUCAAUAUCAGUAAUGCUAUUUUGGGACUGACACUGCUUGCCUGGGGAAAUAGUAUUGGCGAUCUGAUCGCUGAUACUGUUAUGGCUAGACAGGGCUAUCCUAGAAUGGGGAUAUCAGCCUGUUUUGGUGGACCACUGUUCAAUCUACUCCUCGGUAUCGGAAUACCGUUCACUGUAGCAACAAUUAAAAAUGGUGACAACUAUCAGCUCGAGAUAACAUUCGAAGAGGUUGUGUUAGCCGCAUUCCUCAUGCUGAGCCUGAUAGUGUCUCUUACGAUCGUUCCAUUAUCCAAAUUUAGAAUGUCUCGCAUGUACGGCAUUAUUCUUAUAGUGCUCUAUGUCGUAUUUCUGAUUGUGGCUAUUUUAGCCGAAACUAAUGUUAUUGAUGUGAAAAUAUGAUUCUCGUGCUAUUUAAAGUUAUGCAAAACACAUUAAAACGAUUCAUAUUUGUAGUGACUACGUCCUGUUGUAGGGAUUUUACCAUGGCACUAUGUAAGCUGAUAGUAAAGCAAAUCGUGUAUUAUCGGUUAUGGGAUUUUAAUGUGUUUUAAUUUAUGAUUGAUCAGAAUGAUAUAUCGAAACCAAACACCUUGCUUACAUGAGCAUAAUGUUCAAUGUAAAGAUAAGGAUUCACAGCGAAAAUUUACUUGAUACAUGUUCUGCUGUCAUUAACAGCAUAUUUUGUUAUUGUAAUAUCAAAGUCACAAACAGCAGACCGGAGUUAUAUGAAAUUCUACCAUGUUUGCUAUGCAACACCAGUUUUGAUUGGUUUAAAACCAUGUAUUAUUUUCCAAUAACCCAUGCUCGUGCCAAUAAUACACGGUCGGCAGU
Molecule: messenger RNA, 2600 nt
Organism: Pecten maximus
Lineage: Eukaryota; Metazoa; Mollusca; Bivalvia; Pectinida; Pectinidae
Product: mitochondrial sodium/calcium exchanger protein-like
Exons: 16
Coding region: 183-2168 (661 amino acids)
Biological process (GO): intracellular calcium ion homeostasis; monoatomic cation transport; transmembrane transport
Cellular component (GO): membrane
Molecular function (GO): calcium:sodium antiporter activity
Source: RefSeq, a predicted model, not a curated record